ACAAGCAUUUCAUCAUCAUCAUCAUCAAUGUCUAAGCCAAGGCUGGAGGGCAAGGUGGCUCUCAUCACUGGUGCAGCUGGGGGCAUUGGUGAGGAAGCAGCAAGACUUUUUGCAGCGAAUGGAGCGUUUGUUGUCGUAGCUGAUAUUCAAGACGAAUUGGGUCUUCAAGUUGUAGCCUCAAUAGCCUCCGAAAGGGUCUCUUACUUCCACUGCGAUGUUAGAGACGAAAACCAAGUUGAACAAACCGUAAGUUACACAUUGGAAAAAUACGGCAGCUUAGACGUAUUGUUCAGCAAUGCAGGCAUUAUGGGUCCAAUGACUGGUAUUUUAGACCUCGAUAUCCAAGGUUUCGACAACACAAUGAUCACAAAUGUCCGCGGAGUAGCGGCGACAGUGAAGCACGCCGCGCGUGCCAUGGUUGCUAGAAAAAUCCGUGGUUCAAUUAUAUGCACUUCAAGCGUUGCAGCUUCACUCGGAGGUACAGCUCCACAUGCUUAUACAACAUCAAAGCACGCCUUAAUCGGGUUGGUGAGAUCGGCUUGUAGUGAGCUUGGUGCUUAUGGGAUUCGAGUGAACUGCAUUUCCCCAUUUGGUGUAGCAACCCCUCUUUCGUGUAAUGCUUAUAACUUGGCGCCCAAUGAGGUCGAGGCCAAUAGCUUGGCCAUUGCCAACUUGAAGGGAACUGUGUUGAAGGCCAAUCAUGUCGCAGAGGCCGCUCUGUUUCUUGCUUCAGAUGAUUCAUGUUACGUUAGCGGACACAACUUGGUUGUUGACGGAGGCUUCUCGGUGGUCGAUCACAGUUUUUCUUCCAAUUAA
Argentina anserina (silverweed cinquefoil) is the source of this 816-nucleotide messenger RNA. Its product is annotated as short-chain dehydrogenase reductase 3b-like. The transcript has 2 exons. The coding region runs from base 28 to 816 and encodes 262 amino acids. Lineage: Eukaryota; Viridiplantae; Streptophyta; Magnoliopsida; Rosales; Rosaceae. The record is from RefSeq and is a predicted model, not a curated record.